This is a messenger RNA of Rhineura floridana, 3871 nucleotides long. RefSeq names its product coiled-coil and C2 domain containing 1B (gene CC2D1B). NCBI's taxonomy places the organism in Eukaryota, Metazoa, Chordata, Lepidosauria, Squamata, Rhineuridae. The transcript has 25 exons. Gene Ontology annotation, biological process: regulation of transcription by RNA polymerase II. The record is from RefSeq and is a predicted model, not a curated record. Gene Ontology annotation, molecular function: RNA polymerase II cis-regulatory region sequence-specific DNA binding; DNA-binding transcription repressor activity, RNA polymerase II-specific. Gene Ontology annotation, cellular component: nucleus. The coding region runs from base 268 to 2955 and encodes 895 amino acids.
UAGCUGAGCCGGAGUAGGCGGGGAAAGUGCGCGUCUCUUUGGGACCGCGGCUUCCUGUCUCCCGUGCUGGAGCCCGUCGGCUGCGGCGAGAGGUGGAGUUGUACCUUCGGGCGCCGCCCGUCUUGGCAGGGUAACAGCCUUCCCCAUCUUUCUCCCCCUCCCUGACGUCCGAGAAAGGGGGGCAGCUGCCGUGGUUCCUCCUCAGUGGAAAAAGGCAACUUUUGCGGACUCAGCAAAACAGCAGUAUUUGGAUAUUGAUAGGCCAAAAUGCUUGGCAGAAGACCCAGGAGAACCCCCCAGGUGAAGGGUCAGGCAGCCGCUACUGCAAAACAACUGGGACUUUUUGUAGAGUUCAGUCCUGAAGAGAUGAUUCUAGAUCUGGAGGAUGAUGGUGACUUAGAAGCUGAACUAGCUGCUAUCACUGGAGAAAACUUGCCUGCUGGGAAAACAAAACCUAAAGGAAAAACCCCUCUGCCUAUGGAUCAUAUUGAAAAGAUGGCGGCUGAGUGCAUGAAGGACCUGAAUGAAGAUGAUGAUGAAGGUCUGGAGGAAGAUACCGAACUUUUGGCAGAGUUACAGGAGGUCCUAGGAGAGGAAGACGGAGGAGGAAGUGGCAAGCAUGAGAUGGAAACAUUGGAAGUGUCUUCUCUAGUCAUGGAGCAGCCUACUGAUCUACAGACACAGAUGACUCCUGCUGCUUCCAGUGGACUGCAGCAAACAAUAGAAGAAAGGUUAGUUAACUAUCAGACAGCGAUAUUGAAUGCAAAGGAGACUGGCGAGAGUGCCAAAGUGCGACGGUAUGAACGGGGCCUCAAGGCAUUGGAAGCCAUGCUGACUGCAGUGAAGAAGGGGGGGAAAGUGAAUGAAGAAGAAAUGCCACCACCUGUAGCAUCAGGGAAGAGCUCUGUGACAACUCCACAAGUCAUGCAUCAUCAUGACUUGCCUAAAAGCUCAGGCGAUCAAAAUGAAAUAAUAGUUCCUGAGGAGGAGGAAAAGGAAGACUCUGCUACAGACCAGGAAUUAAAGAACCCCAGUGAUCUGAAGCUGUCUGUGAGCACAUCUGAUCUUCAGAUCCAAGAUGCAGAUCCAGGUGCUCUGGGAAGAGGAAACACUUCAGAAAACAAUUUCCCAAACCUCUACACAAGAACACUGCUUGUGACAAGAGAAAAGGAGUAUAAACUAGCAGCACUGAAAGCCAAGCAGAAAGGUGAUAUUGAGAAGGCAAAAGAAUAUAUGAGGACUGGGAAGAAGUUCAGCUUAGUUCUGGAAGGACUGGACAGUGGGCAGCCAAUAGACCUCAGGGAUAUGCCUCCAGCACCACAGGACCUUGAAUGCCCAGAAAAGAUACAGCUUCCCUCAAAACAGACACCAUCUGUACCUGUGGAAACUUCCCAGCCUGUGACAACACCAGAUGCUCAAGGUAAUAAAGCUUCAGGUUCCUUGCAACAGCCAAAAACAGCACUAGAAGCUUUGCAGCAGAGGCUGGAGAAAUACAAGGCAACAGCUGCUCAAGCCAAAGCAAGUGGAGAUGAUCGGAAAAGCAGGAUGCACGAGAGGAUAGCCAAGCAAUACCAAGAUGCCAUAAGAGCCCAUAAAGCAGGAAGGAAAGUGAAUUUUGGGGAGCUUCCAGUUCCCCCUGGAUUUCCUCCAAUUCCUGGAAUGGCUUCUGCAGAUGUCACUACAGUUGCUGCAGUGCUGGAAAAUGCUAACAGGCUGGAUCAGAUGGAGGAGGAAGAGAAUGAAAAAGAGGAGGAGGAGGAGGAGGAGGAGGAGGAGGAAGAGGAGGAGGGUGAGCUUUCCACACAGACUCCGGCUGCCAAGAAGCCCACUCAGCUGCCUAAGAAGCCAGUGCAAGUUGUUCAGCCACUAAUGGUGCCGUCUGCUGAAAUCCAGGAAGAAACCUCUCCAGAGAAAGAGCUUUCUCUAUCAACCCCUAUAACACCACCAGAGAAAUCUGCACCCGCUAAGCCCUUCUCUCCAGUUGCUAGAGAGCAUCUUGACUUUCUGGAGAGUAGAAGGAAACAGUACUUAAAAGCUGCAAUCCAGGCAAAGAAGAAAAAUGAUCUUGAGCAAGCCAAGGUGUACCUAAGAACAGCCAAGAGCUUGGAGCCAAAGAUUGAGCUGGCAAAAAAUGGCAAGUUGGUCGACAUUUCCAAGCUGCCUUCACCACCUACAGAUGAUGAUAGUGACUUUAUCUUCAUACAUCACGAGGAUGUCAGGCUCUCUCAUAAAGCAGAAGAGGUGUACAUUCAGCUCAUCAAGCUAUUGAGAGACCAGCAUGAGAAAUGUUUGCAGUAUUCGAAGCAGUUCACACAUCUGGGAAAUGUAGCUGAGACUUCCAGGUUUGAAAAGCUGGCUCAGAAUUGUAAAAAAGAUCUGGACAUCUUACAGCUUGCACAGGCCCAGGGGCUGGAUCCCCCAAGCCAUCACUUUGAAGAGAGAACCUUUAAAAUAGUAAGGAUAUUUUCUGAACUCAGUAGCACAGAAAUGCAUCUCAUCAUUGUCCGAGGAAUAAAUCUACCAGCUCCACCAGGUGUGGCACCAAAUGAGUUGGAUGCAUUUGUGAAAUUUGAAUUUCAUUACCCUAACACAGAACAAGCUCAGAAAAGUAAAACAUCAGUGAUGAAAAAUACCAACUGCCCAGAAUACGAUCAGCUGUUCAAGCUGAACAUUAACCGCAAUCACAGAGGUUUCCGAAGAGCAAUUCAGGCUAAAGGAAUUAAAUUUGAAAUUUUUCACAAGGGGUCUUUUUUCAGGAGUGACAAGCAAGUGGGAACAGCACACUUGAAACUGGACAAACUGGAAUCUGAAUGUGAAAUUAGAGAAAUCAUUGAGGUUUUGGAUAGUAGGAAGUCUACUGGAGGGAAACUAGAAGUAAAAGUGAGACUCAGGGAGCCACUAAGUGGGCAGGAUCUUCAAACAAUUACAGAAAACUGGCUAGUCCUUGAACAUUAGUUCCACCUAAGAUCCAGGAAUGCUAAAAGCUGCAGAAUGGGCUUUAUACAUAGAGCUUCUGCACGCACCAAAGAUGUUCAAUGAAUGCACUACUGAACACAACAUCUUUACUUUCAUAACUAUCAUAUAGUAUGAGCUGGUAAGCUUUGUAAGUCUACUACUGGGAAAGAAGGUACUGAUCCAUAAAGAUAGACUGACCUGCAUUAGUCCAUGCUGAGACAAAUAAAUAAAUAAAUAUGACCCAUGACUGCUGUGCUAUGCAAAGGGCAUGGUUGCAGUGAUAGGCAAAUCGUUUUAAUGGGUGACAGUAUACUAAUUGGGCUGCAGCAGAGGAAGUUUAUCAUGUAACUUGCAAAUAAGAUUGUGCUUCCUAACCCUGGAAUAAAUUCUAUUCUUGCACAAAGAGUUAGGUCAAGCAUCUGUUACUGUUAACAGCCAGUAUAUGCUUUUUAAUUGCCUGCAAUUAAGAAUUAUUUAAAUGAUUAUUGCAUCUCUCCCCACUUUCUUUGUUUACUCACACCCAUGCUCUAGAAUAACACUGUCAUGACCUUUUUGAGAUGGCUAGCAGCUGAUUUAUUAAGCCAUUUUCUUCAAUCUGCCUCUGUUCGCCUUGUGUUCUUAUUCAGUGGAGAGGCAGAAUUUAAGUUUUUACUGCUUAAGGAUUUCAAGAAGCAUGGCAUUUUGGGUUCUAGUUAAAACACUUAGCAGUUUGAUUGAAAAAAACCAACACAAGACUCUUGUCUGUUUUCUAGAAUGUUAAACAUACUGUGAGGGUUUGAAAAUUGCUUCCUUUUUUCCAGUUUCAUGGCCUAGUUGCAGAAGACCUUCACAGUAUGUACCUGAUCAAAGUCUGCCAUGCAGGCAGCAAUUUCUAUUUACCUUAAGUGGACAGAGACAAUAAAAUAUUCAUUUUUAA